CUCUCUCUCGUACACACUCACACACACACCAUACAAAUUAAACAGAGAAAGAGUUUGCAUCUCCUCCGCGUCUCCUUCGCCUCUUCUUGUGGGGGUCUUAGCCUCUCUCUCUGUGUGUCUGUGAUCUCCCCCUACACCUUAGCCGCGCCUAUUCAUCACCAUCUUUAUAUGCACGUUGCAUGCCAUUUGUUUUCCGGCGAAGAAAUAGAGAGAGAGAGAAUAAACUUUGCACACACUUUUGUUAGAUCUCUUUGACAUUCCCAACGACAUAAAAGGGAUCAGAAAAGUUAUAGCAGUCAAGGCAGAAAGAGCGAGUUUGAGGUGGUCAAAAGGAAGCUUUUGCUCACUAGCUACCUCUUUUCAACGGGGGAGAGGCUUGAUUUCCACUGCAGAAAAAUCUCACCAGCUCCUGCAGUAGUUAAUUUGAUGGCAUCUUCAUCCAACUCUCCGUGCGCUGCUUGCAAGUUCCUCAGACGGAAGUGCCAACCGGAGUGCGUGUUCGCUCCAUACUUCCCUCCGGAUCAGCCCCAAAAGUUUGCCAACGUCCACAAAGUCUUCGGGGCAAGCAACGUCACCAAGCUGCUAAACGAGUUGCACCCUUGCCAGCGUGAAGAUGCUGUCAACUCCCUGGCCUACGAGGCAGACAUGCGCCUCCGCGACCCUGUCUAUGGCUGUGUGGGGGUCAUUUCUCUGCUCCAGCACCAGCUCCGCCAACUCCAGAUGGAUCUCACCUGCGCCAAGUCCGAACUCUCCAAGUAUCAGAGUUUAGGCAUCACAGGCCAGGCUGGCCUCAUCGCCGCAGCUGCAGCAGCCGCAUCUAAUCACAACCACAACCACCAGAUCAGCAACCUCAUUGGUGGUGGAGGCGGUGGUGGAGGGGGCCAUCACUAUCACCACCAGUUCUUCCCAAGGGAACACGCGCAUCAACAUAAUCAGCAGCAACACCAGAUAAUGGGCAACAAUAACGGCGCCUACGAUGCAAGCCUUCUAGCUAUGAAUGUCUCCGCAAACAUCGGCCCAUUUCACCAACCCAGAGCUGCUGCAGGAGAUGAUCGCUGCAGCACCAUUAAUCCUUCCUAGCACCAGCAGGGUUAUGAACUUCGAAGGGAAGGGAUUCCCCGUUAAGAAAAGAAAGGAAGAGAGAUAUGUACUUGAAGAAAUUUUUAUUUAAAGAGUCCGGAUCAUAUAUAUGCAUGGAUAUAUAUAUAUAGCUUUUGUUUUCUUACGGACCAUUUUUGUUAUAUCCACCUCCAUGUCUCUUUCCAUUAGUUUUUACCAUUUAUGUCCAUCUUAA
Messenger RNA from Tripterygium wilfordii, 1294 nucleotides. RefSeq names its product protein ASYMMETRIC LEAVES 2-like. Lineage: Eukaryota; Viridiplantae; Streptophyta; Magnoliopsida; Celastrales; Celastraceae. The transcript has 3 exons. Bases 427 to 1080 code for a protein of 217 amino acids. The record is from RefSeq and is a predicted model, not a curated record.